Messenger RNA from Danio aesculapii, 6440 nucleotides. It is a transcript of the gene slc6a16a, whose product is annotated as solute carrier family 6 member 16a. Gene Ontology annotation, biological process: sodium ion transmembrane transport. Bases 404 to 2485 code for a protein of 693 amino acids. Gene Ontology annotation, cellular component: membrane. NCBI's taxonomy places the organism in Eukaryota, Metazoa, Chordata, Actinopteri, Cypriniformes, Danionidae. The transcript has 12 exons. The record is from RefSeq and is a predicted model, not a curated record.
UUACAGUUCAACGUCGCUCCAUGUGUGACAUAAUAUAGCUUUAGACGCUUUAUACACGUAAUAAAUGAUUUCUUAAAAGGAACCAGUGAGGAGAGUGGGCUGUAAUGUGACACAAAGAACUGUCAAGAAGGGGAGGGUCCCACUACAGCAGAGGUGAAAAAGCCCACGAGUUGUUCUCCAAUGACAGAGCGCUGUUCUUACAUUUGCCUUUUACCAAAGUUGUACAUUCGGGGUCCUCCUCCAACGUGGCGGAGUCGAAGAGAGGGGUAAAAAUAUUGCAAGGGGGGUCUGAACGACUGGAUUAUUAAGUGAAUCGAUAACACCGAGCCUGCCAGUCGAAGAUUAGCGGUUUAAACAAAACAAAAACGACCACAGGGAAUCUCCCCCUGAAACCAGCUGCGAGAUGGAGAAGCCGCCCUUGCCCAGUGAUGAGAAUGGGAGUGUAUUGGCGGAGAGCCGGUCAGACAUGACUUUGGUGUCUGCAGAUGAUGAAGGGUCUGCGGGCGCUGAUGGCCAGGAGGAUGACAGGCCAGCGUGGGACAGUAAACUGCAGUACGUUCUCGCUCAAGUGGGCUUUAGCGUUGGAUUGGGCAAUGUCUGGAGAUUCCCCUAUCUGUGCCACCAAAAUGGAGGAGGUGCGUUUAUGCUACUAUAUGUGAUGCUGCUGUUGAUAAUCGGGGUACCUCUGUUCUUCAUGGAGCUUGCAGCUGGGCAGAGCAUCCGGCAGGGCAGCAUCGGGGUCUGGAAACACAUAUCACCUCGUCUCGCCGGCAUCGGUUACUCCAGCUGCAUGGUUUGUUUCUUCGUGGCACUUUACUAUAAUGUGAUCAUUGCCUGGUCUCUGUUCUAUAUGGGAAAUUCAUUCCAGUAUCCGUUGCCUUGGGAACAGUGUCCUGUAGAUAUGAUCUCAAAUCAGACAGUGAAGGAAUGUGCUGCAAGCUCUCCUACCUCAUAUUUCUGGUUCAGGAAGGCUCUGGAUAUCUCAGACUCCAUAGACCAGUCAGGAGAGUUUAACCCCAUCAUGACCGGCUGUCUUCUUGCCGCUUGGGCUAUAGUGUGUCUCGCCAUGAUCAAGGGCAUCAAGUCUUCUGCCAAGGUGAUGUAUUUCUCCUCUGUGUUCCCUUACGCGGUGCUGUUCUGUUUUCUCAUCAGAGGCCUCAUGCUGGACGGAGCGAUAGAUGGCAUCAAAUAUAUGUUUUAUCCUAAGCUGGAGAUUUGGGGGGAGGUGCAGGUGUGGCGUCAGGCUGCCACUCAGGUCUUCUUUGCUCUGGGUCUGGGUUACGGCUCUGUGAUCGCAUAUUCGUCCUACAACCCUAUUCAUAACAACUGCCACCGUGACGCCAUCAUGGUCUCUGGCAUCAACUUCAUGACCUCAGUGCUGGCCUCUCUGGUUGUCUUUGUGGUCCUUGGUUUUAGAGCCAAGAACAUCGCUCUGGAUUGUGUCGCAACGAAUGUGGCCAGAAUGGCAGAAAUGGCACAGACCGGCUCAUCUCAGCAUUGGCAGCCAUUAUUCAACAUGUCCGACCCUAGAUCAGUGGCUCUUCAGGACUACAGGCAAUGGUACAGCAGCUACGGAAGCCUGCUAGGACCUAAUAUCACCGACUGUGACCUGGAGAGAGAAAUGAGCAAGGGAGUGGAGGGAACUGGUUUGGCGUUUAUAGCGUUUACUGAAGCGAUGGCCUUGUUUCCUGCAAGUCCGUUUUGGUCGACGCUGUUCUUCCUCAUGCUGCUGAAUUUGGGCCUGUCCACCAUGUUUGGCACCAUGCAGGGGAUUCUGACCCCGCUCAUGGACAACUUCCGAGUACUGGGACGCCACAAGACCAUGCUGACGGUGUGUAGCUGUAUUCUGGGCUUCUUCAUUGGUCUGCUCUUCACUCAGAGGAGUGGCAACUAUUUUGUGACCAUGUUCGAUGAUUAUUCUGCCACGCUGCCACUGAUCAUCGUUGUCAUUUUUGAGACCAUCAGCGUGGCAUGGAUUUACGGUGCAGAUCGGUUCUUGGAUGAUGUAGAGGUGAUGCUACACUGGCGCCCUCCGGUGGUUUACCGUUAUUUGUGGAAGUACGUGUGUCUGCUCGGCAUGGUGGGUCUGCUGGCUGCUAGUCUUCUCCGCAUGGUCUUCAAACGACCCACGUACACCGCCUGGAACCACACCACGGGCUCUGAAGCCAGUCUGGAGUAUCCCGGAUGGGCUCUGGUGGUGCUCUCCAUGCUGAUCAUCGUGGCAUCUCUCCCAGUGCCCAUUGGCUACCUUCUGUCCUUCCUCCGAGGCGGACUGAACCUUCCAGUGGAGGAGGGAGAGAUCCAGCCUCCGAGAGAACGAUACUCCAAAUGCAGUUCAGCCGAGCCGGAGCCAAACCACCAUCACUGCCCGCUGGACCAAGAGCGAAAUCGGCCCCACUCCGCCUUCUUGACACUGGCUCCCGAACACUACAGCCUGCUCUCGCAACAGGAGGAUGGAGAGGAAGAGGAAGACACCGGGGUUUAGGGAAAUACUGAAGAUUCAAUAUUUAUUGAUCAGCAUUUGGAGCUGUUUGAUGGAGAGGAGGGAGGCGGACUCCAUUUAUUCUCAUUAUGCUAAUGAACAUUCGUAAAAAACAUGUGUCAACUGUGCGGCCCUAUUUAAGAGGGACACUUUAUGCAAGCGCAACACUCAUUAGCCCCUUUCACACAGUGAAUUGCAAUCAAAUUACUUGAUUUUAUCAUUUUUUUAAGGUAAUUUGGUUUUUAAAAACAGCUAAAUUCUGGAAAAUCAUUGGUAAUGUUACAAUUUUCAUUCCAUAAAAUUGGCGGAAAAUAUUUUCCAGUAUUUUUUAUUAUUGUUUUUUAGAGGGUCUGUUUACACAUGAUCUCCUGAUGUUAAUUUACCAAUAAUUUUCCAGAAAUGUGCAUAUGUGUGAAAGGAGCUAAUGAAUUGCUUUGUCAUUUGUGUGUUUUAAGUAAAGCCCUACACCAAAAGUGCCUUUUAAUGAGUAUAAACAUUUCAGUCUAGAGAUGUAACGAUUCACUGCGAGCCAGUUGAAAAUGAUGCUAGAAAAACAUGGAUAUGCUGAUCUUUCUUUAAAACUAAAAUAAUCCAAGCUAAGAAAAAGCGCAGACAAAAUAUUAGUUAAUUAAAUAAAGAUGCAAAAUUUUAUUUGUUUAAUUUUUUUAUUAUUUAAAAAAAACAUUUUAAUUUGACCAAAUUAAGUUAAAUUUGACAAGGAAAUGUACAGCAUUUGAGAAAUAAUAAAAGGGCACUAGGUCAUUUCUAAAUUGCUUAAAACAAAAUCAAAUCAUGGGAUCAGAAUCGCGAAAUGUGAGUUGAGUGAAUCGUGACAUCUGUAUGUAAAUGUUAUGUGAGGUUACAGAUUUUCAAGCCUGAUCUUAUGGUCAAUGCAUUGGCAAAUUAGUGGCUAAUACAUACUAAUUGGUCACAUUAAAAUGUAUAAUUUUUUUCAAGAAAGUCUGUCUCUAAACAUAACUGUUAUUGGGGGUGUGACAUCCAGUUGGCUUUUCCAAAGAACAAGAUGUUACCUUUCUGAGCUAUUAGAGUGAUUAUAGCUGGCUAGAUGUGUAAGAAAAUAUCAGAUUAGCAGAAUUACUAGAAUACUAAUAUUUUAAAAUCUUACUUUUUCCCCAUAAGAAAAUUACAUUUAGAGGUUAACAUUUUUAUUUGAGGAUCACUCUGUUUGCCAUUUAUUAUUAAGUUGGUUGAAAUAUAAAAAAUAGAUCUUUCAUAUUAAUAGUAGAGUUGUUUAAAGUUCUGACAUGAAUUAAGUAUGUUACGUUUGUAGUGUUCAGUGACAAAAUGUAUAUUUUUAGAAAAGCCAAAGCCUUUUUAACUAUUGUAAUAUCAAAUGUUUUUCACUCUCUGACCAUACAAGAUGUGUAGGAAGAUUUGUUUAGUAGAGCAUUAACAACGAUUUAUAGCUGGAACUGUGACCUUUGAUACUUUGAUUCUGAAAGUACUGGUAUCUGUUGACCAGCAUUUUUAAGGACCACAGUUUCUGCUAGAUGUUCUUUUAACAAAUGAAAGUCACCUCCAUCUUUGAUAGCCUGAAGAUGAGUAAAGAAACUAUUACUAAACGAUCACGUUAACGCUACAACACAUCAUUUAUUCAUCCACUCCAAAUACUACAGAUUCUAUGCUUUUACAGUUAAAGUCAGAUUUAUUAGCCCCCCUGUUUAUUUUUCUCCCCAAUUUCUGUUUAACGGAGAGAAGAUUUCUUCAACACAUUUCUAAACAUAAUAGUUGUAAUAACUCAUUUCUAAUAACUGAUUUAUUUUAUCUUUGCCAUGAUGACAGUAAAUAAUAUUUGACUUGAUAUUUUUAAGACAUUUCUAUAUAGCUUAAAGGGACAUUUAAAGGCUUAACUAGGUUAAUUAGGUUAACUAGGCAGGUUAGGGUAAUUAGGCAAGUUAUUGUAUAAUGUUGGUUUGUUCUGUAGACUAUCGAAAAAAUAUAUAGCUUAAAGGGGCUACUAAUUUUGAAUUUAAAAUGAUGUUUAGAAAAUUAAAAACUGCUUUUCUUCUAGCCGAAAUAAAACAAAUAAGACUUUCUCCAGAAGAAAAAAUAUUAUCAGACAUACUGUGAAAAUUUCCUUGCUCUGUUAAACAUCAUUUGGGAAAUAUUUAAAAAAGAAAAAAAAUUCUAAGGGGGGCUAAUAAUUCUGACUUCAACUGUAUUUUGUUUUUCUUUUUAAAUUAUUGUUAUUUUCACCCCACAGUUUAACUGGUCUAACACCACAGAAGUAUUAAAAAUAGAUUAAUAGUCCUUAUGCUGUUUGCCACCAUGCUGCUUAAGUCAAUUACACUGAAUGUGUUUUUUUUUAUGGUGAGACGUGCCUUUUUGAAAUGGUUUUCUAUUGGCAGUGAGCAUUUUGCAUGCUGUUUAUGCAGCCCGGAUAGCUUGCAUUCUAACUGAAUCACAUUAAAACUGAGCGCUCUGUGCACAUUUAGUUGAAAAAAGUCAACACUAUGUGUAAAAAGAGCCCGAGAUGUCAUGCGCUCCAGCACCAAGACUGAUACAGUGGUUGCUGGUUGCUAAGCAACUUAAAAGUGCAGCGCACUGCUCUUUUCUAAAGUCGACUAAAAGGCAAUGCAGUGUGCCUCGCUGAAAAGCACAUUCUGUGUGAUCGACACCAAAGGAGGCAUGGAUGAACACUAAAUUGGAAGACAAAUCUGGUCAAACAUGCCGCAUUUUAAAACAUGGCUCAUAUUGCAAUUUAAGCCACAACCUUACAAUGCCAAACUGUGACUGCACCAGGAGAGAAAGCUUAACGUUCAUAUUAGGGAUGCACUGAUAGGAUAUUAUUUGGGCCGAGACUUAGACCUACUACCUAAGACCUACUACCUUAGACCUACCUAAAUGUUCACCCGAUACUGAUUUAUUUUGCUUGAAGUACUACACAAUAAAAGUGUUUUUUUCUCCAUUCAAUUUAUUUCACUGAAUAUGGAGUGAAUCCAUUUAACAUUUAACUGUCCAACUUUUUAAGAAGCACAAGAUACAAAAAAAAUAUGACAAUAUGACAAUCUUCAAAGUGUUUUAGCUAUUUAAUAAUUCUUUUGACGACAUUAACUUUUAUUUAACACAUAAUAGAACGUAUCUAUUUAAUAAGCUGAACAAAUAAAGCCAGUGCUGUUGCUAUAGGUCAGUUACACAUUUUGUUGCUCCAAAAAAAUAUUGACUCGCAGUCAAGUUUCAUUUAUUGUCCAAGACGUUUUAUCCCAAAUCAACCAGUUUUGUGCCAUCACUUAAACUGUCCACACCAGCUGCUUUACCGAUGCACAUCUGACAUUUUGUACAUAUAAUAUUUAGUUUUUUGCUGUUGAAUUUUUCAAAAAACUUUUUUAUUAUUAUCUUUAUUCCAGGGAGUUUAAAAUUAAUCCAAAAAUCGGUGCAUCCCUAGUUCAUUUAGUGCAUGGAAUGCCGUUGCCUUACUGAAAUCAGAACAAUGCAGAACCGUUUAAAUGACUGCUACACUGAUGCUCAGGUCAACUCGUACAGUUCUGUGAACACACACACAGAAGCAGCUUCACUUCGUGGUCCUUGAAUAGUUUGGGAGCGAUUUUGGUCCGUUUCGUGCUGACCAGAAAGAUUUUAGUCUAUAUUUUAGACUGAUCCACAAGAGAGGUUUUAGUCGUUAGACUGAAAAUGAAAGCUUCUUUUAUGCUGUUGUUCAUGCUUGGAUUUGUGUAAAUACAGUACAGUUGGGGGGUGUCUGCAUGCUCACUUCCCUUUGAAGUAUUCUCUUGGUUCAUUCACUUCUGUUGUAAUAUACAUUAAUUUAACAUUGUAUGCAGUAUAGUUUGGAUAUAUACGAGUGAGUGUGUGUCUGUGUGUGUGUGUGUGUGUGUGUGUGUUAAAACAAAGAUUUUGUAAUUACUAUUGCAAUUUUGUGCUAACCUAAGCAUUGCUGUAUAUCUAGUCUGCGCCAAAUAAAAAGAUAUUCCCCCCUUUA